AUGAGCAACAAGUUCGGCUUUCUUCUGCCUUCGGACUUCUUCAUGGUGAGAGAAUAUCUCAAGUCAUGGCUCGACGUUGCACAGAAGCAUGCUCUUGAGAAGAGCAUCGCUACAGCGGGGUGCAAGUUCAGCUAUGGCUGGGCUACCACCAGGCUCAUGAACAAGUGCUUUCUUUGCUGGCAGAUGGCCGCGGUCUCGUCCUGCUGCAGCCGCUUGCAGGCUCUCAAGACGAUUCUUCAAGUCUUCAUCCCUAGAGCAAAGCUACGGGCUCUCUACCAAUGUUUUGUGAGAUUUAGACGUGAAUCAGCGCUGCGACGAGCAAAGAGGCUUGUGCGCCAGAUAGAUGAGACAGGAAGGAUGCAGGAAGCCUUACAGCAAGCCUUGCAUAAGUGGCAGGAUGAGGCUCUAUCCAAGCACAGGUCCUCGGCAUACGGAUACUCUCCUGCUUACUGGAGUCGAUCCGACUCCGAGGAGCAUGGGACGAAUGGGAUGCACUCGAGCAUCGACAAGGAGAUUGACAACCGCAGAGACAGGCGGCUGCUUCAAAUCAUUCUCAAUACAUGGCAGGAAGUCGCAGAGCGAAAUACUAACAAUUUUGCUCGUUGCCUAUGGACCUUCUCUUGUUGGUGCAGGGAGGUAAAUCGUGUCUGUCAGUAUCGAAAAAAGCUACUGAAAGGAAUCAUAAUGUCGAAGGCGUUCAAUUUUAUGCAUUCAUAUUUUCAAGAAUGGAAUAAGAGCAUCAAUGCUCGUAGCAUAAGGCUAAGAUGA
Messenger RNA from Guillardia theta CCMP2712, 768 nucleotides. RefSeq lists its product as hypothetical. The record is from RefSeq and is a predicted model, not a curated record. The transcript has 2 exons. Lineage: Eukaryota; Cryptophyceae; Pyrenomonadales; Geminigeraceae. The coding region runs from base 1 to 768 and encodes 255 amino acids.